Molecule: messenger RNA, 390 nt
Organism: Puccinia graminis f. sp. tritici CRL 75-36-700-3
Lineage: Eukaryota; Fungi; Basidiomycota; Pucciniomycetes; Pucciniales; Pucciniaceae
Exons: 1
Coding region: 1-390 (129 amino acids)
Source: RefSeq, a predicted model, not a curated record
AUGAUAUUAAUGAAGUCUGCGGCGUGGGUGUGUAGGUACCAUUUCGAUUCGUUAGCGCAUGCCAAUUGCUCCAAACUAGCGACCAUCAAAUCCAUCACGGUACCGGAAGAUGUGAGACAGUUUACGGAGCCGCCAGCGAUCGUAGCGGGGCCUUCCACAAGUCUAUCGAGCAAGGGAGGAGACGGUAGUGGCAAGGCAAGAAGCACGCCGGAGCCGGUGCGCUGUUACGGGCUCCAAUCGGUCGCCAAGUUCAACGGCUCCGAGGCCGAGGCACACGACGUGCACAUCUGGAUCGGCUUGUGGCGGUUGAAGGGGAUCGGCAAUCAGGGCCAUGGCACCGACCUCGUCCUCUCCUUCAAUAUUCCCAGUGAGAGACGGAUUCUCUUUUAG